GUUUUACCCAUUUCUUUGAAGGGGAUGUUGCCCUGACCAAAAUGGCCGCCGCGUAGGCAUGUUGAAUUUAUCAGCGUACUUUCCCCGUGCUUAAACCGAAUCCGGAAUUCUGUUUUACGCAUUUUCCGACCACCUGUAACUAAUGGCGUCUUCCAUGAGCGGUAUGUUCCCCGGUCAGCAGCCGCCGACCGCGCACAAUGUCCCCGGUGCGGGUGGUCCGGGCCAGCCCGGAUUCCCCGGUCCGGCGACCCGAAGCCAAGGAGGCAACACGCUAGUGGAUGAACUGGAAGCCUCGUUCGAGGCAUGUUUCGCAUCGUUGGUAAGCCAAGACUACGUGAACGGAACUGACCAGGAGGAGAUCCGAACCGGCGUGGACCAGUGCAUUCAAAAGUUCCUGGACGUAGCCCGGCAGACGGAGUGCUUCUUCCUGCAAAAGAGACUUCAGUUGUCUGUGCAGAAGCCGGAGCAGGUGGUUAAGGAGGACGUGUCCGAGUUGCGCAAUGAGCUCCAAAGGAAGGAGAUGCUGGUGCAGAAGCACCUGUCAAAGCUGCACCACUGGCAGCAGGUGCUGGAGGACGUCAGCAUGCAGCACCGCAAGCCCAGCGACCUCCCGCCCCCCGGACCCCUGGCGUUCUUGGAGCAGGCGUCCGCUAGCCUGCCUCCCGCCCCUCUAAAGCCAAACUAGCGGGGGUCCUUUUGGGCCACGCGCAAAAGUCAAAACAAAAUCCAGGGGUGGUGAAAUGCACUGAAAUUGAGAUUUGUGUAUGUGGUUUAACUCCGCCGAGGACAAUCCAUAAACGUGAGAAAAAUGGAAAAUAUAUGUGACAGUGCGGGUUGAAUUUCGGCUGCAUGGCUUGAGGCCCGGUGGGGCAGCAACCCACCUGAUCCGGUGGAGGGGGGGGCUUUUGGAUCGGAGCACAACAGCAUUGACCGCUCAGUGGACUAAUGGAGGAUUACGUCGGAAGAAAAAAAUGGCGGAUAUUGUAAGACAGGAUGUAAAUUACAAUGUUACUCUUGUUAGAUCAGGAUUUUAUGCAGUCAAAAAAUUGGCCUUAUUUUUUCCCCUCAAUUUCAUUGUAUAAAAAUAUUUCUCCUGUCUCCCCCCCCCUUUCACAUUUUUUACUCAUAAAAUUGUAACUUUUUUAAAAAAUAUAUUCUUUCCACAUAAUAUUCAAAUGUAUUCCCGUUUCAUUGAUUUUUCCGAGCCGCUCGUCCUCACGAGGGUCACGGGAGCGCUGGAGCCCAUCCCAGCUGUCAACGGGCAGGAAGCGGGGUUACACCCUGACCUGGUUGCCAGCCAAUCGCAGGGCACAUGGAGACAGACAACAGUCGCAAUCGGAAUCACACCUUGGGGCAAUUUAGGGUGUCCAAUUAAUGCAUUUUGGGGGGUUUAUGGGAGGAAACCAAAUGCCUGGAGAAAACCCGCACAGGCACGGGGAGAAGAUGCAAACUCCACACAGGCGGGGGCUGGGAUUUGAACCCCUGUCCUCAGAAUUGUGAGGCCAACACUCUAACCAGUUGCUCCACUGUGUCGCCUGUAUUCCUGAUAUUUUUUGCAGAAUACUGUACUCAUUAUGUUAUUUUUUUUCCACAAAUACAGUACACAUUUUGUAAUGUUACAAUUUUUGUCAAAAAGAUCUCUUUUUCCCUUUCUUAAAAUUCAUUUUUUCUCCUAAUCAAUUUAUUUUCAUAAAAAUUAUUUAUUUUUUCCUUCAAUGUUUUGAUUUAAUUACAUUACUUGUUCUGUAUUAUUGUAACUCUGGUCUCCUGUAUUUUUCUCCUAAUACAGCAUCUUUUUUUCUACAUAGUAAUUACUGCAUAAUCUUUAUACUACAAUUGCAACUGUUUUAAUAUUUCAAUAAUUUAAACUUUUUCAUCAUUGAUUUGGUAAAGCAAAACAUUUUAUCUCCUAAAAUUGGGUCUUUCUCAUAGAGGAUUACUUGUUUUCUCAUUCUCUGCUCUUGGGUUAUAUAAUAUAUAAAAGAUUAGUUAC
Molecule: messenger RNA, 1993 nt
Organism: Syngnathoides biaculeatus (alligator pipefish)
Lineage: Eukaryota; Metazoa; Chordata; Actinopteri; Syngnathiformes; Syngnathidae
Gene: med28
Product: mediator complex subunit 28
Exons: 4
Coding region: 143-685 (180 amino acids)
Cellular component (GO): mediator complex
Source: RefSeq, a predicted model, not a curated record